AUGGAUUCAACUGCUGUUUCUGCAUCUGAUCCAUUUAGUAAAUAUCAAAUUGGUGAAUCUGUAGGAAAAGGUGCAUUUGGAAAAGUAUAUAAAGCAUUAAAUACAGAGACAGGUGAUUUCUGUGCAAUCAAACAGAUUGAAAAGAAUAUUAUAUCAGAGAAGCAAUUACCUGCUAUUUUACAUGAAAUUAAAUUAUUACAAACACUACAACAUGUUAAUAUAGUUAGAUUUAUAGAAUCACAUGAAACACCGAAGUAUCUAUUUUUCGCGUUGGAGUUUAUUGAGGGUGGUUCAUUGGCAAAGAUUGCCAAACGAUACGGUAACUUCCAGGAACCACUCCUAAGUCGGUAUAUAUGUCAGGUGCUUCGUGGUCUCGAGUAUCUACACGAGAAGGGUGUCAUUCAUCGUGAUAUCAAGAGCGAUAAUAUAUUGAUUACAAAGGAGGGUGUCAUCAAGUUGGCAGACUUUGGAUCGUGCACCUACAGUGCACUCGACAGGAAGUUGACGGUGGUCGGUACACCCUUUUGGAUGGCGCCCGAAGUCAUUCAGAUGGACAUGAACGCGCGUUCCACUGCAUGCGAUAUUUGGAGUCUUGGAUGUACCAUUCUCGAGUUGCUCACUGGCAAUCCACCCUACUGGGAUUUGGGAACGAUGCCCGCAAUGUUUGCAAUGGUGAACAAUCCACAUCCACCUUUUCCAGCGGGAAUCUCUGCAGAGUUGAAGAACUUCCUGUUGGCAUGCUUUGUGCGUGACAUCAACAAGCGACCCACUGCAACACAGCUGCUGGAACACCCGUGGAUCAAGAUGCAUAUGUUGAACGUCGAUGAUCCCAAGAAAGGACAUCGCGUGUCAGUUUCGGGACGUCAUAUCACUGCUUCGGUGUCGUCGUCGUUCGACGAGGAUCAACAGCCGGUCGACGACAACGACGACGAGAACAUGGCAUCCGACCUGAAGGAGCGCGUCGUCCAGCUGGAAACUCAGAAGAAGGAGAUGAGUCAAACCAUUCAAAAGCUAAAGAUACACUUUAUUAGAGCGAUGCGUGAGAAAAAGCUGAUGAAAGAAAUGAUUGCACAACUCGUACAGGAAAGAGAUCAGUAUAUGGUUAAACUUGGACUGACUCCACCUCCACCACCCAGCAUAUUAAAUAGCAACAAUAAUAAUAGCAAUGGAACUGUUGGCCGAUCGAUUAACGAUAGUUCCACAACGGAUUUACUCGGUGUCGACUCGCCUUCGAAACACGCACGAUCUUCAUCGGCACCGAUCUCACCACCCAUGAAAAUAGCAUCGUCGUCGCCGACACCUCUGACAACUGCCGGCACCUCACAGAGCUCCUACAAAUCGACAUCCAAUAUUUUGGCAUCGGAUUUCUUCCAGCCAUCCGACUCGGACUCUGACGGUGAAGACGGUGGAAGCGACUACUUGAUUUCAUCAUUUGGCGAUCUCCACGCAGGAGUCUCGCGUGCCUCUGCAGGACCAAAGCGAAUUCCACCAAAGUUGUCACGCGAAUCCUCUGACAAACCAGAGUUUAGCAGCAAUCCGAGCUUGGGUGGAUACUUCUCGACAAACAACAACCUACAUGCCUAUCAUCAAUCGACUGGCAUGGUAUCAGCACAUCCCUCGGACAACAAUGUAAAUCUCAACGUCUAUGCAUCGUCGCCAACUCAAUACUCGGUUGGUGGUGCACUUAACAUUGGCAGCGGACACAACUCACUGGGCUCAAACAAUGGAAUACUGAUAAAUGGACAACCACAAGCACUUGGCGGUGGUGGUAGUUUGAAAUCCAAUAGUUUCAACAGCUCGCUUGGAAAUGCAAAUAACAACAACAACAACAAUAACAAUGGUGCUAACAAGAUGCCACCUUCUUUACUGAAGCGAGAAUCUUCACAGAAAUCAUCACUCACUCAGUAUCUACCGUCGAAAGAGAGACGUGACAGCAUAGGUGGAAAAGACAGCCUAAGUGGAGCCAAUGGAAUUGGUUUGGCAGGCGGAAUGAUGGCAGCUGGCAGUGGAAGCGGUUCGAUUGGGCCAAGCGGAUCGGCCCCAAGAAAAUCUUCACAGCCAAUGCCACUGAAUCAAUCGUCGGAUCGCUCCAUUCUCAGCAGCAGUAGCAGCACGGACGAAGGUGAGAAUCAACAGUCGGUGCCACCCGUAGAAUCGGUGGUUGUCAACGUCCAGCCACCACGUGUCGGUGAUGAAUGUAAAGUAAAGUGUGGCGAUGGUUGGUACGAUGCAAUCGUCGAGCUUGUCAGUGGCACAACCUUUGUAGUAACGAUCAAGCCAUUCAAUAUUAAACAAGAGGUUUCCCACUCCGAUGUAACUUUAGCACCACUGCAAUUCCCAGUCAACACCAAGAAGAAGAGUAAAUUUAGUUUAUUUGAUUCAUACUUUCAAGUUUCAACUACAAUACUUUUACUUUGUAUAAUAAUGUUUGUUGUCCAUGCCAACGAAGAAGUUCUUUGUCAAAUACAGUGUCGUAACUACGAUAGAUCACCUUCUUUAUGCAAUUCUAAUCCAAUUUGUAAUAAGGAAAUGAGUAGAUUUGCAACAUUGCUAAGAAGAAGUAAUUCUACAGUUAUCAGUCCAGAUUCAUCAGCACAACAGACAGCAUUUGGUGAAGUCAAUAAUGAGUGUGUUGUAGAGUUGGAGGAGAUCAAGUCGUUGGAGAAGAGCAUUACAGAGAUAAAGUCGCUACUGAGCGAUUUGGUAAAGUCACUAAAGUCCUACCACGACAAGGGUGAAUCCUAUGCAAAGAAUCAUAUCGCCUGGUCACAAUCAUUCUCUAAAGAUCACGAAAAGUCUGUACAAUCAUCGUCGAAAUCCGCAUCGAUCGCCACUCAAUAUCAUCAACAACAAAGUGAACAACAGAAUGAAACUCAUAAUGGUUUCGUUAAAGCAAUGGAGCAAUUUACAGUUUCAAUUUCAAAGACAUCUGGGUUUGAACAAGACUUCACAACUAGUGUUAUGGAUUCAUUUAUUAAACCUGUUCAAACAUUGAUUGGUGUUAUCGACGAGAGAAAAGCCUACAGAAAGAAAUAUGACAAAGCAACAACCGAAUAUGAAACACUCAUUGGCAAAGUAAGAAACGCACAAACACAAAAGAAAAUAGAUAUUAUCAAAUUGUAUACUUAUGAAAGAGAUAAAACAAAAGCAAAAGCAAAUUUCGAAAUAGUAAGAUCUGAAUAUAUUGCUUAUUUAAAUGAUACAAUUAAUCGUAUGCAUACAGAUUAUAUUGAUAUUCUCGUUAAACACUUUGAGUCACUCGCGUUACAGAAUGGCAAUGGUUAUCAAGAAUAUGCUGGUAUAAAGACAUAUAUUGAUAAUCUGAGAACUUGGUGUUUGUCUGAGCAAGAUUACUAUCAACAGGAGGUUAAUGAGCGUGAACAACGCCGACAACAGGAAUUGGAUCAAGACCUCAUUAAUAAGUAUCAACCUAUCAUUCAGGUUUUGGCAAGUCCACCAUUUUCAUUGUUCUCAGCGAUGUCCGACAUCCGUAAGCAAGAACUCUAUCCGAUGCCGGUGGUCUCUAGCAACGGCCAGGUGACAACACCGGCACCGGCACCGUCACCCAUCAACUUUAUUCCACCACUUGUGCGUCUACUCGAUAGUUGCUCACAGGUGAGCGAUCUCCUGCUUCAGUUGGUCCGCGCCGACAUGCCCAACGUCUCAGUGAGCAUGGGUGCACUCUUUGCCAACUCGCCAAUCGCCAGUGAGCUGGUCGAGGAAAUCUCUUCGCACAUGGCAACACCCUAUCUGAAACACCUGUUUGACCACGCCAUCACCAAUAUCAUCAACAAUCCCGAGCGCUACAAACAGUCCACUCCACAAGGUGUGGAAGCACUCAUCCACGAAUUCAACACCUCGAUGGAGAUCGUUAGGAAUUCACUGAUCUACGUGCCGCCCAUCUAUAGGAAAUCCACUAUUGAAAUUUCGAAUGCUCUUGCACAGAAAGCUGCUGGUGCAACUUUUCCACCUGUGGGAUGUCUGCUUUUUGGAAAGGUGUUUGCUCCGGCCAUUGCUAGACCACACAUGCACAACCUCUUCAAUGUGAUUCCUUCGGACAGUGCGCUCGAAGCACUCCAGGUAUUCUCAACGAUGUUUUACAAUUUGGGUUCGAAUCAAACAUUUUUACGCGGACCACAGAAUCUCAAUGACGCAGUUGCCGCUUGGAAACCAACCGUCCGAGAUUUCAUUGCACAGUUUGCCAACACUGAUCUCACCGAUUGGGAAUCAUCGGUGGCAAUCAACACCACCUACCACAAUGAGAUUCCAGUCAUUCAGAGAUUCCUUAAACAACACUACUCUGCAAUCUCACUGGCUCUUUUGCAACGUGGUGAAAAAGAACUGUCCAACCAAUUUUUAAUUGCUCUAGGUACUCUUGAAGCAGAAGAUCCUGGCGCAACUUCACCACCCGAGAAAUCACACCACAAAAAACCAUCACAAACCACAGAAUAA
Molecule: messenger RNA, 4452 nt
Organism: Heterostelium album PN500
Lineage: Eukaryota; Evosea; Eumycetozoa; Acytosteliales; Acytosteliaceae
Product: RasGTPase-activating protein
Exons: 10
Coding region: 1-4452 (1483 amino acids)
Biological process (GO): protein phosphorylation; regulation of GTPase activity
Cellular component (GO): cytoplasm
Molecular function (GO): ATP binding; protein kinase activity; protein binding
Source: RefSeq, a predicted model, not a curated record